AAUGCAGUGAGCUAUGAUGAUGUACAUAUCGACUUCACAUGGGAAGAAUGGACUUUGCUGGAUCCUUCCCAGAGGAGUCUCUACAAAGAUGUGAUGUUGGAAACCUACAGAAACCUUACUAGUAUAGGAUACAGUUGGGAAGACCAUAAUAUUGAAGAACAUUGUCAAAGUUCUAGAAGACAUGAAAGGUAUAUCAUAUGUUACUUUGGAUACAAGCCAUAUGAGCAUAGGGAUGUGAAAAUAUAUAACAUACCUUUUUCUCAGAACAACAAGCAUGAAAAAAGUCAAACUAGAGAAAAAACUUCUGUAUAUAGUCAAUGUGUUAAAGCCUUCAUAUGUGACAGUCAUCUACACAGGCUUGCAAGAACACAUACUAGAUUGAAACCCUAUGAAUAUAAUGAAUGUGGUAAAGCCUUUUUACAUCACAGUCCUCUUCAGAUACAUAAAAGAACACAUACUGGAGAGAAGGCCUGUGAAUGUAAUCAGUGUUGUAAAGUCUUUGCACAUCACAGUCUUCAAAAAGUACAUAUAAGAAUACAUACUGGAGAGAAACCCUAUAAAUGUAAUCAGUGUGGAAAAGCCUUUGCAUGGAAUAGUCAUCUACAAGUACAUGAAAGAAGCCAUACUGGAGAGAAGCCCUAUGAAUGUAAUCAGUGUGGAAAAGCCUUUGCAUGUCAGAGUAGUCUCCGAAGACAUGAAAGAAGCCAUACUAGAGAGAAGCCCUAUGAAUGUAAUCAGUGUGGAAAAGCCUUUUCACGUCACAGUAGUCUCCAAAUACAUGAAAGAAGCCAUACUGGAGAGAAGCCUUAUGAAUGUAAUCAGUGUGGAAAAGCCUUUGCACAUCACAGUAAACUCCGAAGACAUGAAAGAAGCCAUACUGGAGAGAAGCCCUAUGAAUGUAAUCAUUGUGGAAAAGCCUAUGCAUGUCACAGUAGUCUCCAAAUACAUGAAAGAAGCCAUACUGGAGAGAAGCCUUAUGAAUGUAAUCAGUGUGGAAAAGCCUUUGCAUGUCAGAGUAGACUCCGAAGACAUGAAAGAAGCCAUACUGGAGAGAAGCCCUAUGAAUGUAAUCAUUGUGGAAAAGCCUAUGCAUGUCACAGUAGUCUCCAAAUACAUGAAAGAAGCCAUACUGGAGAGAAGCCUUAUGAAUGUAAUCAGUGUGGAAAAGCCUUUGCAUGUCAGAGUAGUCUCCGAAGACAUGAAAGAAGCCAUACUGGAGAGAAGCCCUAUGAAUGUAAUCAUUGUGGAAAAGCCUAUGCAUGUCACAGUAGUCUCCAAAUACAUGAAAGAAGCCAUACUGGAGAGAAGCCCUAUAAAUGUAAUCAGUGUGGAAAAGCCUUUGCAUGUCACAGUAGUCUCCAAAUACAUGAAAGAAGCCAUACUGGAGAGAAGCCCUAUGAAUGUAAUUGUUGAAAUAUGAGUGGCGGCGGGGCUGCGUCCCCAACACCCCGGCCGCUUGGCUAGCUUAUGCCCGAAAUAACAACACACAAACUGUAUUCAUUUAAGAACUGCUUGGCCCAUGAACUCUAGCCCUUACAGGCUAAUUCUUGCACCUGGACUAGCCCAUUUCUAAUAAUGCAUGUAAGCACCCCAAGGUGCGCUUACCCGGAAGAUUCUAGCCUCCAUCCAUCCUGGGAGAGUGGAGCGUGGUGUCUCUGCUCCAGAGAGCAGAGUCUCU
Molecule: messenger RNA, 1678 nt
Organism: Alexandromys fortis (reed vole)
Lineage: Eukaryota; Metazoa; Chordata; Mammalia; Rodentia; Cricetidae
Product: zinc finger protein 431-like
Exons: 5
Biological process (GO): regulation of transcription by RNA polymerase II
Molecular function (GO): DNA-binding transcription factor activity, RNA polymerase II-specific; RNA polymerase II cis-regulatory region sequence-specific DNA binding
Source: RefSeq, a predicted model, not a curated record